GGAGAACAACGCUUUAGCGAAUAAAGACGGCGUGGGAAAUGUGCGAUUUCGACCUGUGCGCUAAAGCAGCGAAAAACAGCGGUUCAAAGAAAAGAUAUGCACAAAACAGGCCUUGCAUUCUUCAGUAGCUUGUAAAUAACAUGUGACUGGCCGAAUCCAGGAGAUAAGGAGCUGAGAACAGACAGCCAGGCGCCUGUCAGGUGCAAAAGAAAAACAGAAUAACAGAUCUUGCGGGGAACACAAAUCAGGUGAUGAUUGGGGAAUAAAAGAGCCUCCCCUUUUAACAAGAAAUACUAUAUAUUCAGAAAAUUCUGUAAUAAAGUGGAUUCUGUACUUGCAUCCUACGGAGUCCGUGCCUAUCUUACACCACAAAUGGCGCCCAAACAGGGACUUGAAGAAUAGAAGGACUUGAAAAAUAGAACAGGGACUUGAAAAACCGAAGAAGGAAAGGCAGUGCGGAUAAUUACCGGUGGUGUACCCCUGCGUAGCUGGACGGAGGAAAUUGCACUGCACCGAGCGCUCAUAUUCAUCACCGGUCACUGGACGACACAGCUGAGCAGCCGCGGGGAAGUUUUUUAGACUGUUGUUUUUUCAUUAUGGGACAGUCAGCGACUCGAGAACAGAAGUUGCAUACAGAGAAUUUACAACGUAUUUCACGAGAGCAAGGUUUUAAGGUCGCUCCGCUGCAGUUGGUGAGGUUGCUUGUAUGGAUUCGGGACUAUUGUCCGUGGUUCCCUGUUAAAGGCUCAUAUGAUCUCACUCAAUGGCAGAAGGUUGGAGAGGAGCUGCAAGCUAAGCAGCUUUUGUAGUUGGAGCUCCCCGAUGAUAUAUUGAUUACUUGGCGUGUGGUUUAUACUGCUCUCAGGACUGUGCUACCUGCUGAACAGGUAUUGCAGAAAGUGAAUAACUCCAUAUUACCACCCGCUGAGACAAAUACGAAAAAAGAAUCUCGUUCGUUUGAAUUAAUAGAUCCUGAGUUGGAGUCAGACUAUGCUGAGGUGGUGACUGAACCCCCGAUGUCGGAGGGUGGAGCAGACCCUGGGGAUCCUUUUGAUCCAGGUCCCAUUGACCCCGAAUGAGAGCCGGAUUUUUAUCCCCCUCUUACUCCUGUAAAAGCGAUGGCUGCUUCUGCCCCCACAGCAGAAGAGAUUUUGCAACAACAGAGACAAAAGACUCUCUCACAGAUAUCCCUGACGCCCACCCCCCCCACCCCCCCCACUUGGCGCGCGCCCGCCCCCUUCUGCACCCCCACCCCUCCCCUCGAGUUACCCAUUACAAGGAACUGUUCAGUCUGGAAUCUCGGGUGGACUAGUUGACAAGUGCCGGACAGAGGCACUAAAAAGAGGGGACAUAUCACUUCUUCAAGCCAUGUCUGUGUUGUAUCAACCGAAUAGACCCCCCGAAUAUGUUCAUUUACCAUAUGAUGUAAUAAAGGAGGUCCGCAAAUCGAUAAAGGAGUAUGGUUUGCAGGCAUCAUUCACAAUGAACUUGUUACAGGUUAUAGGGGAAUCUUACGUACUGACACCCUUAGAUUGGAAAUCCAUCCUACGUCUUGUGUUGUCUGCAGCACAGUACUCUGUGUGGUUUUCAGAAUACCGUGAGCUGGUGCAAAUUCAGGUGAUGAACAAUUUAACGGCAGGAAUUGCUAUUGGUCUUGAUGAAUUAAUGGGAGAAGGUCAUUAUGCUACCGGGAUAGCACAGGCUGGACUAUCACAGAAUGUUCUUACCCAAGCCACAGGGUUAGCCUUGAGGGCACUCCGACGGGUGCCGGAUUUCGGCAAGCAAGAGUCGUCAUUUGCUUCCGUUCGUCAGGGACCUCAGGAGCCGUACAUACAAUUUUUGGAUCGUUUACAAACUGCUAUACAGAGACAGAUAGACUCUUCUGAAGCAGCAGAAUUGUUAUUGUUGCAGCUCGCUAUUGAGAAUGCAAACACGGACUGCAGGCAAGCCAUUGAUCCUAUUCGUAAUCACGCCAAAACUUUGAAUGAUCUUACUGGAGCAUGCCAAAAUGUGGGCUCUGAGCAACAUAAGGCAGAUAUGCUAGCUGCUGCCUUAGCUCAGCAGUUGGCAGUUGCACGAGCUGCUACUAAAUGUUUCUCCUGCGGUCAGGAAGGGCAUGUGAAGAAAGAUUGUCCAAAAGCGAGAAGAGGAGGACGAGGACAAGGAGGGCAGGGAAGACAACUCGCUCGAUUAUGCCCUCGUUGUCAAAAGGGAUACCAUUGGGGUAAUCAAUGUCAUUCUAAGUUUGAUAAACAGGGCAAUCCACUCCCUGAGAAUACCUCGGGAAACGGGAGGACAUUCGCAUGUAUAUCCACAGUCUAUAUGACUUGCUACUACAAUGAGUACUCUAAAUGACUUACAGAAGUUGUUGGGGACAAUUAACUGGCUUCGACCACUGUUGGGAAUAAUGACACACGAACUGUCCCCCUUGUUUUCGUUGUUGAAGGGGAAUCCUGAACCAACUUCUUCUAGACAAUUUACAGAAGCAGCCCAAUCAGCGCUGCAGACAGUGAUAGAUAAAAUUAAUUUUACAUUUGCUUAUUGAAUUUCUCUGCAAUUGCCAGUUUGAUUGUUUAUCAUUUAUCAUUCCUUUCAACCAUAUGCUCUCCUAGGUCAGUGGGAUGAGAAGGUGCGGAAGGAAGAGCAUGCUUUACGCAUUUUGGAGUGGUUAUUUUUGCCACAUUCUUUUGUGAAAACAUUGACCACUGCCCUAGAAAUGAUUGCUAGACUUCUUUCGCAGGGUUGUUUGAAAUGUCAACAAUUGACGGGACAAGAUCCUACCUUCCUUCAUCUACCAUUAGCCAAAGAAUUUCAUGUUGUAUUGUGUAAUAGUUUGACUUUUCAGGCUGCAUUGGCUGAUUAUACUAAUGUUAUUUUGUAUUCUUUGCCACGCCAUCGUUUAUUAGGUUGUCUGCACUGUUUACCUCUUCAACCACGGUCUUUGUUGAGUUCUGUUCCUCUACAAAAUGCUUGUACUGUGGUUAUCGAUGGUUCUGGCAAAACAGGUAAGGCUGCAGUUGUAUGGCGUCAAGCAAACUGCGAGGAGUGGGCUUCAGAUGUUUCUCACUUAUCUGGAUCGACGCAGAUUGUAGAGUUAGCUGCAGCAGUCCGUGCCUUUGAGUUAUUUUCUAAGGAACCUCUUAAUAUCGUUGCAGAUUCUGCAUAUGUUACAGGUAUUGUUCAGUGCUUAGAAUCCACUUUUAUACGAGAGGUAGACAACAAACAGUUGUGUGAUUUAUUGUUAAAGCUAGCCCAACUUUUAAAAAUAAGACAGCAUUUUUAUUUCAUUGUCCAUAUUCGUUCUCACACUAACUUACCAGGACCCCUUGCUGAAGGUAAUACAAUAGCAGACCAAUUUACAAUGGCUGCGGUUUUUCCUCGACGUUUUGAUCAGGCAAAAUUAGCUCAUGAAUUUUUCCACCAAAACGCACACUCAUUACGAAAGCACUUCUCUUUAACUACCGCACAGGCUCAAGAUAUAAUUCGAGCAUGCUCGGAUUGUCAGCGCCUGUCCCCUUUGCCAGUUUUGCCAAGGACUAAUCCCAGAGGUUUAAAUGCUAAUGAUUUGUGGCAAUAGACGUCACACAUAUUUCUUCUUUUGGACGCCUUAAGUAUGUUCAUGUUUCUAUUGACACCUUCUCUGGUUUUCUGGUAGCCACUGCCCAUUCCGGAGAACGUGCCAGAGAUGUUGUGAAGCAUUUUUUAAGAUGUUUUGCGACCACAGGGGUCCCAUGGAAAGUUAAAACAGACAAUGGCGCAGCUUAUGUUUCUCGACGUUUUCUGUUAUUCUUACAGGAUUGGGGAGUUGAACAUAUUACUGGAAUUCUGCGUUCCCCUACUGGUCAAGCAAUAAUAGAACGUGCCCACCGUUCUUUGAAAUCUAUUUUUGAUAAACAAAAAAGGGGGAAUCCAGUAGGGACAACACCACAGGAAAUAUUAGACAAAGCUACUUAUGUUUUAAAUUUUCUUAAUCUAUCUGGAUCUAAGCAAUAUAGUUCCGCAGUAGAUAGACAUUUUAGAACUGAGGAAUCCUCUACCAUGAAGCCUCAGGUGUUUUAUAAAAAUUUGGAAUCUGGUCAAUGGGAAGGACCGGUCCCCUUGCUUACCUGGGGACGGGGAUAUGCUUGUGUUUCUCUUCCCUCAGGUCCCUGUUGGAUCCCUGCAAGAUAUGUAAAGCCAGCGCAAGUGAAAAUGCAUACUGAAGAUGAACAGGACGAUAAGAAACACCAAGAUGAUGUUGCAUCUGGGAUUGAUCAACCUCAAAAUUAAGAUAUGGUGGUUUAUAGAAUUGCAGAUGUAUUAUAAUGAUAGUUUUAACACAUCAGAUUUAUCUUUUUUCCCGGCUCAUUCAAAUAUUUGGCAGAUGGGCCUUUCCUUUUUUAAGUGACAAUUAUAUCAAGUACUAAUGAUGGAGAACGCAACUAAGGCUAAUGUAACGCUUUUGUCUGAAGCAGAAAUCAUGGUCUGCACAACCCAUCCUUAUCUUUUGCUCUAACCUCCAAUGCUACUAUUCUAUCAUGUAAUGGAUCUUUUUGUAUUACUCUGUCUUCACCAGACUUUAGGAGUUGUAUAACUUUUAGCGAUUUAUAAAAUAAGUCUUAUCUCGACUAACAUAAAUAUAAGGCCUUGUGUGUCACGUCUCUUCUAUGGAAUGACACCCAGCAUGAUUGGAAUUGUGGAACAACAUUUACAAGCACAUUUGAUUUAUCUCUUCAACAUAAUAUUCAAUCUUUACAUGAUCAAUUGGGGGACCAAAUUAAAAAAUUACGGGAACUAAUGAGUCAAAGUAUAUUCGACACAUUAAAAAAUGACCUAUCAUGGCUAAAUCUGAAAACUUGGUUUAGUGGUUUAAAUUUUUGAAUGGGGGUUUUUUAUUGGCAUAGGCACUGUGUUGUUUUUCUUGUUCUUGGUGGUUUUUUUUACAGAUUCUACGGUUGGCUAUCUGACGAGUGCAGAAGAUAGAGGCACGUGUUAUGGACACACUGUUGCUCAACGGGGUUGUCAUAAACAAAAAAGGGGGAGAUAUGGAGAACAACGCUUUAGCAAAUAAAGAUGGUGUGGGAAAUGUGCGAUUUCGACCUGUGCGCUAAAGCAGCGAAAAACAGCGGUUCAAAGAAAAGAUAUGCACAAAACGGGCCUUGCAUUCUUCAGUAGCUUGUAAAUAACAUGUGACUGGCCGAAUCCAGGAGAUAAGGAGCUGAGAACAGACAGCCAGGCGCCUGUCAGGUGCAAGAGAAAAACAGAAUAACAGAUCUUGCAGGGAACACAAAUCGGGAGGCUUAGCAGCAGUGUUGAAACACCAUUCUGUCCCUGCAAGUGGAUCCAGGCAAAUUUUCUACAGUUAAAAGCAGGAGGAGUUUUCCUACAUGCUUCCUGACACCUUCUCAUUCAAUAAAGCUGCUCUGACAAAACAGCUGACACCUCUAAAAGCAGCCAGCUGUGAUACAACGUGGUCGCAGGAGAAGAAGAAAAAGGAGGAAAGGGAGAAACACCCUCUCUUUAUUCUAUCACUGCCAGUGCUGGUCAAAGCAAAGCGCUCUUCUUCAGUCAUUCUUCCUAAUUCAAUCAGUGCGGCACAGUGCUACUGAGCUGUACACAGGUGGCAACAGGGAGAGUGGAGUGCUUGCAUUUGUCUUGCCUUGGACAGAAACCUUCUGUGAAGAACGCAUCCCCGUCUGCCAGACAGCAAGGAGAAAGCAGACCUCACUGUCCAUCCCACCACAGCUGCCCACAUCUGUGCUGAUUUAUGCAGGGCUUGUGGGAGCUGUAUCCUCUUGGUGAUUUUACAGCUUUUGGUGCUGUGUUUUUAGUGUGCAUAAGCAGGUAAGUCCAUACGGAAUGGGUCAAUGCAAUGUUAGCUGUGCCGUGCUGGCACCGUGAGUGAUCGUAGCUGAUGUAGGGGCUGUUUGCUGACACGGGUGAGCAUAGGUUCGGAAAUAAAGAGCUAAUGUGAAAUGGGAAUGUUAGCUGAAGAUAUCAAUUCAUCAAAGCGUAUACACUGGAGGCGAGAUGAAAAUAUUGAAUCAUUCUCCUUGGGAUUACUUUUGAAGUCCGUUGCUCUAUAAUUUUGUUCCAUUUUCAGCUUUGCAGAAAAGGACCUGGCAGCUGUGGAGGAUGAGUUGAACAACAGUCAGCAGGGUGCUCUUGCAGCAAAGGUGGUCAAACACAUUCUGGGCUGUAUUAACAAAUUUGUAGCCAGCAGGACCAGAGAAAAGAUUAAUUGUCUGUCUCUGGCACUCAUGAGGUUUUGUCUGAAGUGCCGUGUCCAGUUUUGGACAAGAAGGAGUUGACCAGCUGGAACUCAUCUGCCUGAGGGCCACCGAGCCUGAUUGAGAGCUGGAGAGCAUGAUACAUGAGGAGAGGCUGAGGGAGGUGGGUUUGUUCAGUCCAGAGAAGAAAAGGCUUGGUGGGACAUCAAAUUGCUGUCUUCACCUGUCUCGUGGCAUGAUUUUAGGAUGCUCAAUAUGCAGUUCUCUGGUUAUCAGAGCUGUCUACAUUUGCAGAACCUGUGCUCCUGUCACACAGUGGCCACUUGUAGGAACUGAGACACGUUAAUCACACUUUAGGUUUGAGGCAAAACCGAGAGGGAAAGAACAGCCAUUACCACUGCCAAACAGUGUGUAGGAUAUUGCUACUGGGAAGUUACAGCAUUGCACCUCCAGAUGGAUCCUGGCAAUCUAUCUUAACCUGCAAGGAAGAUGAAUACGUGAUUUCAGUCCCACUAUGUCAGGGACAAGAAGCAGUGACUUUUUUCACUACCGUAUCCAGCCAUUUCAGGACAAUUCAGUUAAUAUUUAUGUCCGGAGAUUUCGUACAUCAUUCAUCAUCUCCUGUUCCUAUUCUCAAGCUGGGCUGACUGAUUUGAAACUGUACUGAGUGGAGGCACUUGGGAUGAAGUGGUAUGAGUUCCUAUUGUGCAGUUGUCCUUCCUUCACCCGUUCUUGAGGAAGUUUUCCACUUAGAAGGGACGGAAGAGCCAUGGCAUAGCCACGAGCAGAAACCCAGAGGAACCCAGGACAGACAUCCCAGCUGGUGAGUCCCUGUGGCUCAGCGGAGCACCGUGUAAAUCUGCCAGCCUGGGUUGCGAGGCUUCCUGGCAGGUCUGUCCAGCUGAGGCAGAGCACACACUGGCGUAGCUGACCCUGCUUCUGGUUGCAGUGAUGGCUCCCGCAGAGCUAACUGAAGCAUCUCUGCAUGCCGCUUCUGGGGUUUACCCACUGUGGUUACCAGCUUGGGACUUUCCAGGCUGAUCUACCUUCAGGAAACUUGAGCUGUCCUGAGCAGAAUGCAGUAAAAUUGUUAGUCAACAAAGGAUAUGGAAAUUGAAGCUUUACGUGUACACAUCGGAGAGGUGCCUGGCUGAUGAAGGAAAAGUGAUCCCCGGGCCUUUGGACUGAAUCUGUUUCUCUAUUUUUGGUGCCCGCCCCUCAGCUGCACGGUGGUAGCAGUUAUCAAUCUCCUGAAGCAAAAAAUUAAGCUCUGAAGUCAGUCGGGUGGAG
Grus americana (Whooping crane) is the source of this 7499-nucleotide messenger RNA. Its product is annotated as endogenous retrovirus group K member 9 Gag polyprotein-like. Gene Ontology annotation, biological process: viral process. The record is from RefSeq and is a predicted model, not a curated record. Gene Ontology annotation, molecular function: nucleic acid binding; zinc ion binding. Lineage: Eukaryota; Metazoa; Chordata; Aves; Gruiformes; Gruidae. The transcript is spliced from 6 exons. Bases 1369 to 2355 code for a protein of 328 amino acids.